Phasianus colchicus (ring-necked pheasant) is the source of this 1574-nucleotide messenger RNA. The record is from RefSeq and is a predicted model, not a curated record. NCBI's taxonomy places the organism in Eukaryota, Metazoa, Chordata, Aves, Galliformes, Phasianidae.
UCAGAUGCAAAUUGCUAAAUGCUGUCCCGGGUGCCGGUAGCAUCCAGGUUCUCCAGCCCAGAUCCACUCUUCGGUGAAGUUGCCCCUGAGAUCAUCGAGGACACACUGAUCCACCUGGCCAUGGAGAAUGAGCAGCACCUCAGCGUGCUGCCCGACCCUGCGGGCUGCUUCAGGGAGGCGCGCGCUGUGGAGUUUAUAUUCCUUCUGUCUGAAAAAUGGCACCUGGACCAACCAGCAAGGUAUCAAGCAGUAGAGCUACUUGAAAGGUUUAUGAUCAAGCAAGUAGAACAAAUCUAUACGUCCCCCCAACAGAACGUUAUCGGCGGUGAAGAAGGCAGAAGCCAGAACUCUCUGCAAGAACAGAUCUAUGACACAUUUGUCCUACGGCUGGUGUCGUGCAUUCAGCUUGCAAGCAAACUUUCCUUACACUAUAAUGCAGUUAAUAGUGACACAGCUUUAAAAUUUCUGCAGUCCUUAAGAUACUCAUACACAAAACAAGAGUUGCUUGAGUCAGAGCUUGCUGUUUUAGAAACUCUGCAGUUCCAGAUCAAUGUGUUGACUCCACUGGCUUACAUUGAACUGCUUCUAGAGGUUUUAGGACAUAAUGGCUGCUUACUUCCUGCAAAACCGCUGCAUCAGAUGUGCAUACAACUACUAGACUUCUUCUAUCUUAAAAGAGAUACCAUCUAUGACACUUUACUGAGUACUGCCAUUGAGAACUUGACACCAAGUGAACUGCAGAUAGCGAAGUUCUUGAUAGUAAAGGAAGAUUUAAUGCUCUUGGCAGUUGGAAUCAUCAGCACAAGUGCUUUCAUGCUAAACCCUGAGCACUGGAAGAAGGUUGUGGAGCAUUUAAACUGUAUUACUGGCAUUACUUCACAAAGUAUCUCAGAAUUUUCAUAUGCAGUACUGAAACACAUUAUUGGCAGUAUCACUCCGAAACAGCACCAUAGGAGGUAGAAGAAAAAUUCCAAAGAAUAGAAUUAUGCCUUUUAUAUACAGCUAUCCUCUGGAUCUAUUAGUUAGUUUGUUAGUAGCAAAUAGUUACUCUUUUGAUGGUAUUUCACCUCCUGUGAUACUACACAGGGCACCCAAAUUGAUUUUCUUUUGAUUUUGAAUACCAUGUCUGUUCUGUAAUAUUUCAUAUGCUAUGUUUAAGUUAGAAAAGCUUGUACUUCCAGGCUAUGCACUAGUGCUGUGAAGAGAGGUACACAGGAACAAACUGCGUUUAGAAUACCUUUUUCAGCUCCAAAAGCUUUAUUUUAAGAGCUACAUUUAACUUACUGAAUAUGUUUUGUUUGAAAACUGUAAGGAGUCUUGAUUUGAAAAAGCAUUAAUGUGAACGUUAUUCAGCUUGGUAACCAGUACUGCUACAAGUUCACAAGCCCAAUUAUUACAAACUGGGCAGUACUUUGCUGCUGGUUUAAAAACUAACUGUUGUUUCAGACAGCUUGCUGCAGCCAGGCUGCUUGUCACAAUGUUCCCUUUGCCAGUAGUCAGAGGCUUGUUUGCUCUUGCCUUCAGCAAGCCAGCUAGCUGAGCAGUGUUGUGGAAAAAAAACCUCACCUAUUUAG